Molecule: messenger RNA, 495 nt
Organism: Haemonchus placei
Lineage: Eukaryota; Metazoa; Nematoda; Chromadorea; Rhabditida; Trichostrongylidae
Source: the annotation of a GenBank genome assembly
AUGGCUGAUAUACUGCCAGUAGAAGUGCCAGAAGACUUCUCCCGAUGCCGGAAUCGAGAUCACACUGGGAAACUGUGUCCUAUACCAGAUGACUUACGCCUAACUUAUGGUUAUGGAACUGCCGGAUUCCGCUGCAGAUCUGAUUUAUUGCCAUUUGUAGUCUUCCGUAUGGGUUAUUUAGCUGGCCUUCGAGCAAGGGAUCUCAACCAAGCAGUUGGUGUCAUGAUUACGGCCAGUCAUAAUCCAGCGAAAGAUAAUGGUGUUAAGAUUGUGGAUCCUAAAGGGGAAAUGCUUGCCUCAGAAUGGGAGAAGGCAGAUGCUCUUGCUCUCCAUCAGAAAAGGACGCAAGAUGUGAUUGCAGCAGUACUGAUAUACGCAGUAAAAUGGCCUCUAUUGACAGCCGCCAUCCAUUAUCUUCCUCAGUCCUUCACCUUCAGGACGGCGAUUGAAGAAUUUAUGAAGCUGAUCAUAGUGCUGUUAUCGGUCUCACCAUGA